Messenger RNA from [Torrubiella] hemipterigena, 1283 nucleotides. Lineage: Eukaryota; Fungi; Ascomycota; Sordariomycetes; Hypocreales; Clavicipitaceae. The record is from the annotation of a GenBank genome assembly.
UGCCUAAUCGGGCGACUGAGGCGUCUACAUUGCAACGCUACGAUCUCCGUUGCGCCAAUGACGAUGCUCGAGUGAGAACGUGCUUGUAUAGUGGCCAUACAGCAGCUCAAAGCAGUAGAUGGUCGUAAGUCACAAGCAAACUCCAAGACGGUCGUGUAAUUCACCGACUUCUUGUAGCAAGAUCACCAACGAACCCAAAAUGCAUUUUGCUACGAGUUUUACUAUUCUGGCAGGCGCCGUUAUGGCCUGGCAGGGCUUCAACGACCCAAGCUCCCAUUUGCCAAUCAGCGCUAAUGACACGCGGUGGACAGACGCCGUCAAGCGGUCUGACAGUACCGCCAUUGUCAGUUUCUUUGACCGCGACGUCACAGCGGCGUUUCCUGGAACGCACAUCUUCGGCUGGGUGAUUAAGCUGACUUCGGUCAGCUUGGCACCACACCAGAUGGCCUGGGACUUGAAGCUUGUGGCGCCGCAGACGUCCAUCUCGAAUGCACCAAAGGACGCUGACAAGAAAACUGUCGAUGACAAGGCGAAUGGCCAGAUUGUUGCCGCCACAGAUGACUGGGCUGCGUGUGCGCUUGUGUCUUGGGGCAGCGGCAGCUUAGAUCCCAAGACGUUUCCUAAGGAUGCGCCGACUGAUCAGAAGGGUGUCUGCAGCGCGUGGCUGCCCAAGGAGUGUAUCUCGGCGCUGGAGAAUUCAGCGACGGCGCCGUUCAAGAUGUUUACAUCUGAAAAGGUUACGAACGGUGGUCUGGGUCGUAGGGUCUGCGCGGCGCCGGAGCUGCCAAAGGCGUGUGAGGGCCUCGGGCUGAACUUUACAUCUGCUCACCAGAUCACCGACUUGCCACUUCGCUAUCUAAGCGGUGCAACCACUCGAUCGCAUGGCUGGGAGCUUGGGGGAUCAGGCAAGAACAACUUGUCGGCAGCCGACGCCCCCAAAAUCUGGACGGCGCUAAACAGACACUAUGUUGCUGUCUUGACUACAUUUGGGCAAUAUAAAGAGGAUGACACGGUGCCUGGAUAUACCAAGCUUAGCUGUCUUCGUGCGGCAGAGAGCCCGCUGCAUAACGCCGCUGCGCCCGCGAUGCGCUUCUCGAUCGCAGGAGGUGUGCUUGUGGUGGGUGUCAUGUUGCUGAACGCAUUUUAACAUAGAAUAUGAAAUGGUGUAUGGGGCGGUAUUUUGUUUUGCAAUUUUGGUAUAACUUAUUUUAUCAUUAUUCUUUUUGGCAUGUUAGACGGUCGGGCGGUAGACGGUGUAGAGGACUCUUCAGACGAUGCAUAUG